CCCAUCAGCUUCCUCCAUGAUCUCCAAGUUUUCCUCUCAGUACUCUGAGAAUCCUUCAAGGCAUACCGGGAAAGCAUAUAUCCUCGAGAACACUGUUUCACAUUGCAGGCUGCUGCCCGAAUCGUCAGCCCAUGCCUUUAGGUAUCCUACGCUCUCCCUGCUGCUGUCUUUGAAUGCCCUAGAAGAUCACUCUCUUGAUCUCGCCCGAGGGUGGCUCUUCGGCUAUGGAGGUAUUCAUGGGAGGCUCGUUGGCUUGCGUUCAUCUGUAUACUUGGCAAAAGAUGCUCGCAGCAUCAGAAACAAACUGCUGGGAACAUUGGCUGUGCAUGGCUUUGACUGCACUCUAUUCUCUGAUGCGUGGAUGAUGACCAUGCCAAGCUUGCUUGGAUUUGAAGGUAUCAAUCCGCUGACGGUGUACUUCUGCUACAAUAUGUCGGAGCAACUGUGGCUGGUUGUUCUUGAGGUCCACAACACGUUCGGGGAGCGCCAUGUCUAUGUGCUCGACAUUGACAAGAGAGAAGGUCAUAAUGUUUCGCCAGGCUUUCAGUAUCAAUGGACGGUACCAAGGCAAUUCCAUGUGUCUCCCUUCAAUGAUCGAUUCGGAUUCUACGUCAUCUCGGUCCGCCCACCACCAUCGUCCCCUUCCAAAUGUCUUCAUAAUCAUACUGCGUCGUCUCCUCUGCCUGUUAUUCAUGUUUCUUUCCAUCUUGCCGAUCCCCUCUCGCCGUCCACACUAGGACCUCUGAAACAGACUGCUACUCUCCAAGUAAAAUCGAGCAUUCCAUUUAACAGCAAGAAUCUAUUGUGCAGCCUGGCACGUCGCCCAUUUGUGCUCAUGCUGACAUUCGCACGAAUUCUCUAUCACGCAUGGAUCCUUCACUACGUGAAACGGCUGGACGUUUAUCCGCGGCCGGAACCCAUGCCAGCUCAGCAAGGCUGGGGUGGGUCAGGCGCUACCUGCAACGGAGGAGUAGGAUGGCAGUCCGAAACCCUGCUCGAACAGUAUGCCAGAAAGCGUGUCGAGGCGUUCCUCCGCAGACGAGUGGACGAGACGGAAAUUCAAGUCACGUUAGUAGCGGCGGACCCGACCGUCGCUUCGCGUACAUUUUCCCCGACGCCAAAGAAGCAGAGCGACAGCGGCUCGGAAGGACAUACGCUGACGAUCUGGUACUCCUCACCACAAUUCUUCACUACCCUCUUCCUAGCGCCUUCUUUACCUCUUGCAGUGCUGCUGGGAUACAGCACGGAGAGACUCUUCGUCCCUUCCUCAGGCUCUCUGCUAGCAGCGCUCUUUACCGCAGAUGCUUUACUGCCACCGCAUCGCCGAUCAUCGCUCUCACAGAUGCUACGGAUGCUGGUUGUCCCUCGUAGGCUGCUCAAGAUGCCCAGCGCUAUGGUACCCCGCGAACAUCCCUUAGAUCCUAAUGGAUUACUCCCGACAGCUACCAACACACUGUGUGUCGCUAUUCUUCUGUUGAUGACCAUCCAGGAGUACUGCCUCUACCGAUUGGCACGUGCACGGUUUGUGGUUGGACAGGAGCCAGAGUAUCGGUGGCAUCGAGCUUUGGACGUCGUCACUUGUAAGAAACAGUGGGUAAAGAACUCCACCACCACCUAAUACCUAAUGCCUAAAUGAUGCUGUAGAAAAGCUGUAUGAUACCGGAACGUGUCUUGUCUUGUUGUAACGUCCCUAAAGUCUAUUCCCGUUCUUGUCGAAGAUCUUGUCCGCUGCUUCCGCUUGGAAUUUGCAAAGAGUCUGUUCAUAAUGACGAAAUUGCGUCGCC
Laetiporus sulphureus 93-53 is the source of this 1784-nucleotide messenger RNA. RefSeq lists its product as uncharacterized. The record is from RefSeq and is a predicted model, not a curated record. The transcript has 3 exons. The coding region runs from base 17 to 1618 and encodes 533 amino acids. NCBI's taxonomy places the organism in Eukaryota, Fungi, Basidiomycota, Agaricomycetes, Polyporales, Laetiporaceae.